UUCACACCACUGUAUACUUUUGACUAACUACAUUAAGGAUACCCAUAAAGGCAGAAUGGAGGCAGCAUGAAGGGGUUGUACUCGCGUCUGUAAGCCACACCUGCUUUGAAGCAGCACUUCAACCGUCGCAGGCGGAGAGAGAGAGAGAGAGAGAGAGCCGGUGGACUACAGGGUGUUUCAAGCUGUGUUGUCAUAAGCCGAGCAGUCGCUCAAGCAAGCAUGUGCUGCGUCUGCUCCCUUGUCACAUCUCAGCAAUACAACCCGCGCUUUGGCGACAUCAUCAAACGGACAUAGUGGGAAUACUGGGAAAUAAUGGAGUGUACUACUGACAUCAGGUGACUUGGGAUUGCUCCUUGUUUCAGCUUUUUUUUUUUUUUUUGCUGGACAUUUUUUUCUGACAUGGACUCAUUCCCUUUAACAUUCUGUGAGGAAGAUUUGUUCUCAAAAUAAGGAACUAAAGCCACUAACAGAAGGACUCUAUUUUUUGGAGAACUUACUUAGCCGAGAUAACUGCUGAGAUCCACACGCUUCUUUAAUAAAGCGAAGGCUGAGCGAACAGAACUAUUUGAUCCCAUGUGACCGAUCAGCUUGUCGUGACCCAAAGCGGGGGUUUCAUCCCUGCAUCCUCACAAGUGAAGCAAAGGUGAAGAUGCCAGCCAUUCUGGUGGCCUCAAACAUGAAGUCAGGACUCCCCAAACCCGUACACAGCGCGCUCCCCAUCCCUCAAGUAAGCAGCAGACCACCAGCUUCCACUCUGCCUGCUGCACCUGUGAAGACGCACAUCCCCGCUCUGAGCCAGCAGGCGGGCGCAGGACGUCCGAGAGGUUCCGUGUUGGGGUCAGAGAUCAGGAGAAACACUCAGAUCUACACCGACUGGGCCAACCACUACCUUGCCAAGUCAGGACACAAGCGUCUGAUCAAGGACCUGCAGACAGACGUUGCGGAUGGAGUGCUCCUGGCUGAGAUCAUCCAGGUUGUAGCCAAUGAGAAGAUCGACGACAUCAAUGGCUGCCCCAAGAGCCGCUCUCAGAUGAUUGAGAACAUCGACGUGUGCCUCAGUUUCCUGGCAGCCAAAGGAGUCAACAUUCAGGGACUGUCUGCAGAGGAGAUCCGUAAUGGCAAUCUAAAAGCCAUCCUCGGCCUCUUCUUCAGCCUGUCCCGCUACAAACAACAGCAGCAGCACUCCCAGCGGCAGCAGCCCCAGCCCGGCCUCACUCCUACAGGCCACCUUCGGAGUGCUCACCCUCCCCUGAGCCAGCAGAGCAGUGCCCCGGCUCAGCUCAACCAGUCUACGCAUGGGACUCCAGCCCCCGCAGCCCAGAAAGCAGCGCAGGCCGACAUGCAGUCCAGGAUUGGCUCUCAGAGUAAACUACUCAAGUUUUCCCUCGGUCAGAAAAAGACCUCUAGACUUCCUGGCCCCACGGCGAGGGUGUCCACUGCAGGCGGUGACAUCACUCCGAGAAGCUCGCUCAGUGGAACUGGGAACAGACGCAGCCAGGCCUUCAGUGACAAGACCAAAGCCAACUCACAGGUGAACAAAGAUUCCUCAGAGGGCAUGACCUCACAGCCUUUGCUGAUGACGAAUGAGAAUGCGGUGUCGACUGCAGUCACCAUCAGCUCCUCCACCGGUAUCCCUGCCACUACCUCUGCCCUGAUACUGACCACAUCUUCCUCGUCCUCUUCUCCGUCCUCCACAGCCAUCCCCCACCCCAACAGCAACAGCAAGCCUUGGAAGAGCAAGUCGAUGAGCUCCAAGCACACCUCCCAAGCCCCGACCUCCAAUAGCAGCCCCACGUCAGCCAUGCAAUCAACAAAACAGGAGACCUCCUGUAAGGCUGCUUUGGGAUCGGAAGCGCCUCCUAAGGCUGUCACGCAAAAGUCAAUGCUGGAGAAGCUUAAGCUCUUUAACAACAAAGGAAGCUCUAAAUCCUCCUCCUCGUCCAAUGGAAUCGGUGCACAGAAUGACAAUGUGGCACCCAGCGUGCAGGUAGAGAGAGCCGAGACGGGCUCAAACACUGACCCUCUUGAAGAAGAUGAUGGCAACAUCCGCCCGGGAAUGAAUGGAACCACUAAUGGAGCUGCUCCCACAGCAGGUAGUCAUGUCGCCACGACUGCCAGUAGCCCCAAAAUUGCCUUGAGAGGCAUCGCGCAGCGGACGUUCAGCAGAGCUCUGACAGCCAAAAAGAGCUCCGUCAAAGGCCCUGAGAAAGACAAGGAGAGGGGGAAGGAGAAAGAAAAAGGGAAGGAAGUGGGAAAACGUCUGUCCAUGCAGGACAGGACAGAACUCAGGGGAGAGGAGCCUAAGGAGGAAAUGUCUCCACCUCUUGGUGGAGACAUGGAGAGCUCAAACAAAAAGACCUCGAAAAUUGCCAGCUUCAUUCCCAAAGGGGGAAAAACGGCCAAAAAGGACAAUUCCACCCCUGCACACAGUGGAAUACCAAAGCCAGGAGGCAAAAUCCCACUUGGGGGUAAAGCCUCUUCAGUGGGGACAAAGGAGGCCGGGGAGAGACCACGAAGCAUGAAGCUAGCUGGAGGUCUGGCCAUGCAUCGAGGUCCUUCAGAAAAGGACAGAAAACACUCCAGCACUACCUCCAGCCUGCAUCCCACAGAGGGAAGGACCGGCUCCGCCACUGUGGCCGGAGGAGGCAAUACACAGAGCACGGCCAGCAACACCGUCAGCGUGCAGCUACCUCAGAACCAACAGCACCACAGCCACCCCAACAUGGCCACCGUUGCACCUUUCAUGUACAGAUCUCAAACUGAGUGUGAAGGAGUUGUGAGCAGCGAGUCCAGCUCAGGAGGCAGAAGUGGGGAUGUUACUUUCAGCAAGACCAACCAGCCCUCUACUGAGGACCUUUCAGGUGAAGACCCGGAGACAAGGCGGUUGCGGACUGUUAAAAACAUUGCAGAUCUGCGCCAGAACCUGGAGGAGACCAUGUCCAGUCUGCGAGGAACUCAGGUCACACACAGCACCUUGGAGACCACUUUUGAUGGCAGCGUCACUACAGAUAUCAGCAGUGGCAACAACAACAGCGGGGGUGGACGAAGCAUCCUCAGUCUUACUGCUACCCGGCCCUCCUUGUCAUCAUGGAGAUUGGGCCAGUCCAGCCCUCGUCUUCAAGCGGGGGAUGCCCCCUCCGUGGGGAAUGGUUAUGCGGGCCGGGUGGCAGGCAGCCAAGCAGGUCGCUACUUGUACCCGGGGCACCUCAGAAGACAGCUGGCAGGCAGGAGUGGAGGCCUCUGUAGCGUGGAGCUUGGAGACAGACCCGGGGAGGAUGUGGAACUUGAUGGGUUAGCCAUGGAGGUCACUGGCUACAUGAGUGAUGGAGAUGUUCUGAGCAAGAAUGCUGCACGCACGGAUGAUGUCGCCAGUGGCUAUAUGACUGAUGGUGGUUUGGGUCUGUACACACGGCGCUUGAACCGGCUGCCAGACAACAUCUCUGCUGUUCGAGAGACACUGCACCGGAACACAUCGUCAGGACAGGGAGAUGCUGACAGUUGGGAUGACAGCAGCUCUGUGAGCAGUGGCAUCAGCGAUAACAUCGACACAGAUGACAUCAACACGAGCUCGUCCAUCUCCUCGUACGCGAACACACCUGCAGCCCAGCGCAAAGGCUUCAGCACACAGCCUGUGACAGAUGCGGAGAAGCACUCGUCCUCCACAGUGGUCCACCAGGCCUGGGCAGGAGACGAGGUGAAGAGGCCAGACAGAGGGUCAGACAGUGGGGUCAAAAUGGAGCCGGGCUCCAAAUGGAGCCGCAGAAACACUUCUGACAUUUCAGAUGAGUCAGACAAGGGAGGAUCGGGGAGGAAAACCCCCUCUGUGUCCCACACUGGGUCCUGGAGGCGAGGCAUGAGUACUCAGGUGGGGGUGACGUCCCCUCGGACCAAAAACAGCAGUAGCACAGGUUCCGGAAGUUCGGUCCCCCUCAAAACCUACAGUUCAGGUAAAACCGAUGAUGUCAAGGUAUCAGAGAAGGGACGUCUUUCUCCACGUUCAAACGGCCUACACCGAUCACCGUCUGAUGCUGGACGCAGCAGUGGGGAUGAGACCAAGAUGCAAUCAGUCUCCAGCAGCCACACACCGACAGCCAACUCCCUCACACACACUGUUUCCGAUCACCAGACACAUGCCUCCCGUACCCCAACUAGUACAUUUGGUUUCAAGAAGCAGGGCCAUGGCAUGGCAACCAUGGUAACCGCCAGUGGGGCCACCAUCACCAGUGGUUCAGCCACUCUGGGGAAAAUUCCUAAAUCUGGGGCCCGCUCACUAGCGGGAUUGAAGGCAGGUGGACCGGAUGGGGUGUUGAUGCUGGGCCACCACGAUGAUGCCUUCCUCCCUGUCAGUGCCCGCUCUACACUUCAGUACCGCAGCCUACCAAGGCCUAGCCGCUCUGGGUCGGCGGCCCGCAAUGGAAACCGCUCCUCCACCAGCAGUAUUGAGGCCGCCGUGCUCUCCAUCACAUCACAUGGGAAAAAUGCAAUCAGCAUCUCCAAGGCAAAUGGCUCAGCCGGUCUGCUGGCUAAUCAGACCGAUCGGGAGAAAGGCGUCUCAGAGGUUGACAAUCUCAGGAGCGGAGGAGCAGCAACGGUUCCUCUAACAGGGAGACAGCAAGUCUCCUCACCUACACUACGCAGGUUGUUUGGUGGGAAGACGAACAAACAGGGUCCAAUCACCACCGCUGAGAACAUGAAGAACUCCACUGUUAUCUCUAACCCCCACGCGACCAUGAAUCAUGUGACCACAGUGGUUGAGUCCCCCGAUGCAGGACUGGGAGGCAUUGACAGUGAGACCAUUAGCCCCAUGUUUGGGAGCAGAGUGACAGGAUCCGGCACAGGGACACUCGGUAGCGAGCAGGCCUCCAGUCCCGGCUCUGUCUACUCCUCAACGGGUCCUUCCAACAGUCUAACAUGGGGUACGACAUUCAGCGGAUCCUCUGCCCAGAGCAGGGAAAGUACACUGGGUGGGCACGGCGGUACAGGCAGCAUGGGCUACCCUUCUGUCAGCAGCAUGCACACGAGCAGCGAGUCCAUUGACAUGAGCCUGGGAAGCGCCGGGGGAGGAGGCCAUGGGACACACAGGGAGGACACCUUGUCCGCUUUGGGUCGCACUGGCAGCAUGAAGACGGGCAUGUCGGAAAGCCCCCUCUCUUCCCCCUCUGCUAGCCCUAAAUUCAGCCGAAACACUCUACCUCGGAAACAGGACAGCGGGCCUCUUUGUGGCAGAAACACUCUGCCUAAGAAGGGACUCAGGUAUGGCCCUCCUCCUCAGCUGCGAAACCAUGAGGAGGCCCGUGAUUGGCUACGCUCCCACUCCACCAGCGGGCUGCAGGAGUCAGCCAGUAAUUCCCCCUUUUCUCCUGGAUCCAGCCUCACCUCCCCCUCCGGCACUCGCUUCAAUUUUGGACAGCUCGCAUCCAGCCCAACUUCCACAGCUCAGAUCAAUCUGACGGGCCUUCGUAACAACAGCCUGACCAACCAGGAUGUCACCUUUGACCCUUGUAGCGACAACCGCCUGAGAAACUCCUGCAUGUCCCUUGAUGAAAAGACUCGCACCAUGAGCAGAUCAGGCUCAUUUCGGGAUGGCUUUGAGGAAGUUCAUGGCUCGUCCCUCUCUCUGGUCUCCAGCACCUCCUCCAUGUACUCCACGAACGAAGAGAAGUCUCAGUCGGAGAUCCGCAAGUUACGCCGGGAGCUGGAUGCCUCCCAGGAGAAGGUUUCCGCACUAACAACACAGUUGAGCGCUAACGCACACCUAGUAGCAGCGUUUGAGCAGAGUCUGGGGAACAUGACCAUCCGGCUGAAGAGUCUCACCUUGACUGCUGAGCAGAAGGACUCUGAGCUGAAUGAGCUGAGGAAGACUAUUGAGCUGCUGAAGAAGCAGAACGCCGUGGCCCAAGCCGCCAUCAAUGGGGUCAUCAACACACCUGAGCUCACACCUAAAAUGGACAAGACAGCUGGGAGUAACGACAGCCUCCAACACCUGCAGCAGCAACAGCAACCAGACCUGCGCAUCAGAAGGCAACACUCCUCUGGCAGUGUCAGCAGUGUUGCCAGCGCCACCAGCCACUCCAGCGUGGGCUCCAACAUGGACAUCGAUGCUAAAAAUAAGAAGAAAAACAAGAAGAAUUGGCUGCGAAGCUCUUUCAAACAGGCGUUCAGCAAAAAGAAAUCUCCCAAAUCAGCUUCAUCCCACUCUGAUAUCGAGGAGAUGACCGAUUCUUCGCUGCCCUCCUCUCCUAAACUGCCUCACAACGGCACCACUUCUACCAACCACAUGCUAAGGAACACACACUCCAACACAUUGUUGUCGGAAUGUUUGGACAGUGAGGCGGAGACGGUGAUGCAGCUUCGGAGCGAGCUCCGGGAGAAGGAGAUGAAACUGACUGAUAUCCGCUUGGAAGCACUCAGCUCUGCCCAUCAGCUGGACCAACUCAGAGAGGCCAUGAACCGCAUGCAGGUCGAGAUUGAGAAACUCAAGGCAGAAAAUGAUCGUUUGAAACUGGAGAAUCAGGGCAGCAGGACGGGCUCCCAGGUCUCCAUCUCUUCCUCACCCCCACCUCAUACACAUGUCCAGGCACCGGGACCCAAUGUGGAGCACAGCCUGAACCUUGCCACCAGUGAGUCCACCAGUCUGGACAUGUUGUUGGACGACACGGGUGGAGAGGGGGGAAUGAGGAAAGAGGGUCGUCUCGUGAAGAUCGUUGUCAGACUUGAUGAGGACUGUUUGUGGGGGGAGGAAGCUCGGUCUCGCAACUUUCUGAUAGGGUGCAUCGGUGUCAGUGGUAAAACCAAAUGGGAUGUGUUGGAUGGAGUGGUCCGCCGCCUGUUCAAGGAGUAUAUCACCCACGUGGAUCCAGUGAGCCAGCUCGGCCUAAACUCAGACUGCGUGGAGGGGUACAACAUUGGGGAAAUUCACCGUCCCCGCAGCCCCAAUGCCGCUCAUACACCUGAGCUGCUACCUUGUGGCUACCUUGUGGGAGACAGCAACACUAUUAACAUUCAACUGAAAGGCGUGAGCAGUGAUAGUGUGGACUCGCUGGUGUUUGACACUUUGAUCCCAAAGCCGAUGCUGCAGCGCUAUGUUUCUCUACUGAGGGAGCACCGCCGUGUCAUCCUGUCUGGGCCCAGCGGCACAGGAAAGACUUACCUGGCCAAUCAGUUGUCUCAACACUUGCUGCUUCUGGAGGGCCGACCUCUGACCCCGCAUGCUGUGGUCACUUUCAAUGUGGACCACAAAUCCAGCAAGGAGCUGCGUCAGUACCUGUCAGGUUUAGCAGAGCAGUGCAGUGGUGUAGCAGGGAUGGAGAGCCCCCUGGUGGUUAUACUGGACAACCUGCAUCAUAUCAGCUCCCUGGGCGAGAUCUUCAACGGCCUCUUCAACUGCAGCCACCGGCACUGCCCAUAUAUCAUUGGCACAAUGAGUCAAGCUACGUCAUCUGCACCCAACUUGCAGCUUCACCACAACUUCAGGUGGGUGCUGUGCGCCAAUCACAUGGAGCCAGUUAAAGGCUUCUUGGGUCGCUACUUAAGGAGGAAGCUGAUUGAGAUGGAAAUUGGCAGUCGAACGCGAAACGUGGAGCUGGUGAAGAUCAUUGAUUGGAUACCAAGAGUUUGGCACCAUCUAAACCGCUUCCUGGAGACGCACAGCUCAUCAGAUGUCACCAUAGGACCUCGUCUCUUUCUGUCAUGCCCAAUUGACGUGGAGGGAUCCAGGGUUUGGUUCACUGAUCUUUGGAAUUACUCUAUCAUCCCCUACAUGCUGGAGGCCAUACGUGAGGGAUUACAGUUGUAUGGCCGCAGAGCUGCUUGGGAAGAUCCUGCCGCCUGGGUGAUUGACACCUAUCCAUGGUCGGCAACACCCACUCCAGCCGAUUGGCCCCCACUGCUGCAGUUGCGCCCGGAGGAUGUGGGAUUUGAUGGCUACUCUGCCCCGAGAGAAGGAAUCAGGAAAGAGCCGCCUCAGAGUGACAGUGACGCAGACCCGCUGAUGAACAUGCUGAUGCGUCUCAAGGAGGCAGCGACAUCAUCAAGCCCUCAGAGCUACGACAGCGACUCCAACAGUAACAGCCACCAGGAUGACAUCUUGGACUCAUCACUGGAGUCCACCCUGUGAGAUACACUGAAGAUGCAAAGCUUGGGAGGACUGAUUUUCAUAGACUGCUCUCACUGUGAGAACUUGAGCAACAUGCCACAAAAUCCAGCCACCUUAAUUUUGGGUGCAGGCAACCCAAAUAUUUAUACAAGAAAAAGAAGAGACAAAUGCAUUUCAGAAGACAAAAGGCAACAAAACGUUUCUGCUGCACUGCGUUGUUUUAUUUUUGUUAUUUAUUUGGUUUUCACCACUGUGGCCCGUGGUUCCUCUGGGAAGGAGCUUGACAUCAACAUGGACAGAAUAAAAGCACACAGCCUGAUAUUGUGAUAGACGCCAUUAACCCUUAGAUGCACGAGUGACUGGACCCUACACUCUUCCAUAAGUGGGUCAAAAAUGACCCAUACUAGAAUCAAUGCCUUUUUAUGCCAAUUUUGCCAUUUUGGUUAGGAAUAAUCACUUGUAUGAUAUUUAGUAUUAUAUUUAGAACCACACCAAGAAUGACUUCAUGUUAGAAACAUCUUAAUUUUUCACUUUUUUUACAUCUUCGAAAAAGAAAAUGACCCCGUACAACAAUAGAAAAUGUGAGGAUCCAUUGUGUGUUACAUAAAGAUAAGUUAAAAAGUGAAUGGCAUGAUAUCAAAAACAUGUUUUUUGAAGAAUACCUGGAAUAUGAAAUGAUAAAAAUUUUAAUUACGAAGAUAUUUCAAGAAAACAACCUGACCGGGUCAUUUUUGUCCCACUUAUGGAAGGUUGGGGUAGUAACACAAAAACUAAAAUUUCUUAAAAUGUAUAAAAGAUAAGUUAAAAAUGUGUAUGGCAUGAUAUAAAAAAUAUGUUUUUUGAGGAAUACCUGGAAUAUAAAUUGAUAAAAAUUUUAAUUAUGAGGAUAUUUCAAGAAAACAACCUGACCGGGUCAUUUUUGACCCACUUAUGGAAGGUUGGGGAAGUAACAAAAAAACUAAAAUUUCUUAAAAUGUAUAAAAGAUAAGUUAAAAAUGUGAAUGGCGUGAUAUCAAAAACAUGUUUUUUGAGGAAUACCUGGAAUAUGAAAUGAUGAAAAAUUUUCAUUACUAACAUAUUUCAAGAAAACAACCUGACCGGGUCAUUUUUGACCCACUUAUGGAAGGUUAGGGUAGUAACACAAAAACAAAAAAUUCUUAAAAUGUAUAAAAGAUAAGUUAAAAAUGUGAAUGGCAUGAUAUCAAAAACAUGUUUUUUGAGGAAUACCUGGAAUAUGAAAUGAUAAAAAAAUGUAAUUACGAAGAUAUUUCAAGAAAACAACCUGACCGGGUCAUUUUUGUCCCACUUAUGGAAGGUUGAGGUAGUAACACAAAAACAAAAAUGUCUUAAAAUGUAUAAAAGAUAAGUUAAAAAUGUGAAUGGCAUGAUAUCAAAAACAUGUUUUUUUGAGGAAUACCUGGAAUAUUAAUUGAUAAAAAUUUUAAUUAUGAGGAUAUUUCAAGAAAACAACCUGACCGGGUCAUUUUUGACCCACUUAUGGAAGGUUGGGGUAGUAACACAAAAACUAAAAUUUCUUAAAAUGUAUAAAAGAUAAGUUAAAAAUGUGUAUGGCAUGAUAUAAAAAAUAUGUUUUUUGAGGAAUACCUGGAAUAUAAAUUGAUAAAAAUUUUAAUUAUGAGGAUAUUUCAAGAAAACAACCUGACCGGGUCAUUUUUGACCCACUUAUGGAAGGUUGGGGUAGUAACACAAAAACAAAAAAUUCUUAAAAUGUAUAAAAGAUAAGUUAAAAAUGUGUAUGGCAUGAUAUAAAAAAUAUGUUUUUUGAGGAAUACCUGGAAUAUGAAAUGAUCAAAAUUUUCAUUACGAAGAUAUUUCAAGAAAACAACCUGACCGGGUCAUUUUUGACCCACUUAUGGAAGGUUGGGGUAGUAACACAAAAACAAAAAAUUCUUAAAAUGUAUAAAUAUAAGUUAAAAAUGUGUAUGGCGUGAUAUCAAAAACAUGUUUUUGAGGAAUACCUGGAAUAUGAAAUGAUGAAAAAUUUUCAUAACUAAGAUAUUUCAAGAAAACAACCUGACCGGGUCAUUUUUGACCCACUUAUGGAAGGUUGAGGUAGUAACACAAAAACAAAAAAAUCUUAAAAUGUAUAAAAGAUAAGUUAAAAAUGUGAAUGGCAUGAUAUCAAAAACAUGUUUUUUUGAGGAAUACCUGGAAUAUUAAUUGAUAAAAAUUUUAAUUAUGAGGAUAUUUCAAGAAAACAACAUGACCGGGUCAUUUUUGACCCACUUAUGGAAGGUUGGGGUAGUAACACAAAAACAAAAAAAUCUUUUAAUUUAUAAAAGAUAAGUUAAAAAUGUGAAUGGCAUGAUAUCAAAAAGAUGUUUUUUGAGGAAUACCUGGAAUAUGAAAUGAUGAAAAAUUUUCAUUACUAAGAUAUUUCAAGAAAACAACCUGACCAGGUCAUUUUUGACCCACUUAUGGAAGGUUGGGGUAGUAACACAAAAACAAAAAAUUCUUAAAAUGUAUAAAAGAUAAGUUAAAAAUGUGUAUGGCAUGAUAUAAAAAAUAUGUUUUUUGAGGAAUACCUGGAAUAUGAAUUUUUUUCAUUACUCAGAUAUUUCAAGAAAACAACCUGACCUGGUCAUUUUUGACCCACUUAUGCAUCUAAGGGUUAAGUUCAGCACCAGCCAUCAGUAAAUAACCACCUUCCAUCCUGUUAUCAUCAUCAUGCUGCAGUGUAAUGGCCAGGCCUGCAGGUGGCGCCCCAGGCUCUCUUCCCCCCAAGAUUGUCUUCUUGGUUGCUGCAUGGUGACUUGAACCAAGUGUGCAUGUUCAACUCUUUGAUAGACACCAUUCACUCAGAUGGUGAAUGGCCUCCGACACAUUCCCCAGCCUAUUUGUGUGUGUUGUGAUGCUGAACAUAUUCACAAAGAAGGCGGCAAACACUGUGGCAUCAAAUGGGUAAUCAAAACCUCUGGGGAACUUAAACUGCCUCCAUAAUCCUAUCUAACUUUUUAUUAAUGUUCUGCUUGUCAAAAGGGUUUUUUCUGCCUUAUCGCUAUAGCACCCAACUCAAAUUAUUGCAGAAGGCCUCUAAAGUCCAUUUUGUCCACAAUUUAUCGCAAAGUUAAGAGACUAUAAAGUGAAACAUUUAGAUAGGUUUUUAUUAUAAUGACCUUUUGCAUGUCCUAUUUAGCAAUAACGCCUUUACCGCUGUGACUCCUUCAUGUUCUCCAUGCACAUUGACCCUAACAGGCUGUUGUAGCACACAAUCUCUGUUGGUGCUGGACUCCAUUCAAACAAACAAUGCCUUAUUGUUGUUGCUUUUUUUAUUAUUAUUAUUUUAAAUAAUCUUUGGUUGGUGUCAAAGGCUUUGUUUCGACACUCCCUCAAAAAAUGUCUGAGGAGAAGCAUUGAUGUUUUAUUAACAUCAAUAUUGUAUGAGUGAAUGGGAACUUUGUUGUUUUUGCAUGGAAGCUGGUGAGAAUAAAACAAGACCACUACUAAGAAAGGUAUAUAUAUAUAAAUAUAUAUAUAUACAUAAAUAUGCUUUGGUGUUGCAAAUCAUAUUAUGAUUAUGUGAGAGGUCUGUUGCUUUUAUACCUCAUGUUUGAUUACACACUGAUUAUUAUAUGAUGUAUGAAAGUCAUAGCAUUGAUUGGAGGUUAAAGGUGUUAUUAUACUUGUGGUUGAAUGGUUAAAUAGAAUAGUCAGACAUUAUGUGGUUUGAAAAAAAGCAGACUUGUACAUGUUUUUUUUUUUUUUUUUUUUUUGGGGGGGGGGGGUCAUGUAGCCCAGCAGAGCUUCACCCCAUGUUCUGUUUUUGUCAUCAAUUCUAUGCAACAUUCAUCGUGUAAUGGCCAAAAUCUGAAUGUGCGCUCAUCCCCACCAGCACUGCCCAGAGCGACGUAAUACUGUACGCAGUAUGGAACACCAUUUUUUUUUUGGAACGUCUUGUGUCCGGGUCCUUGGAAGCACAAAGAGACUGACUCGUGUCGAAGCAUUUAACUAGUUUGACUUACAAACUCAAUGAAUGUUUAGCCUUCUUUGUUAUAUGUAACAUAACUUUGUAAAUAGUUAAUCUUUCAGCAUUUUUGGACUACACUUUUCUAGCUGAUUUGUUACAGUACUUGAAAAGGAGUAUUUUGUGUAGUCUCUUUACAUCGCACUUUGGUGCUGUUUGUCUUUGAGAAUCUUGAUAUCACUGUCCUAGUCUUAAGUUAUUGUGAUUCAAUUAAAAAAAAUAAUUAUUUAUGAUUGGAUUUUGUGUCAUGUUGUUGU
Messenger RNA from Doryrhamphus excisus (bluestripe pipefish), 12337 nucleotides. RefSeq names its product neuron navigator 2a (gene nav2a). Lineage: Eukaryota; Metazoa; Chordata; Actinopteri; Syngnathiformes; Syngnathidae. Gene Ontology annotation, molecular function: ATP binding; ATP hydrolysis activity; protein binding. The record is from RefSeq and is a predicted model, not a curated record. Gene Ontology annotation, biological process: neurogenesis; nervous system development.